AUGGGAACAAGGGAUACAAUCCAAGCUAUCGCCCAAACCCCAACAUGUCUUAUAGAAACCCCAAUGUGGAGAAUCCUCAAGACCAAGUGUAUCCUCCAAGGUAUCCACAACAACAAAGACCUCCUUACCAAUCUCAAGGAAGUCAAUUUCAGCCAAGGCAAGGAUAUGAGCAGAGAUCAUCAUAUCCGCCCAAGGAGCCAUAUGCUUCUUCACCAAAUCAAGCUCCUCCAAACCAACAAGGUGGAAGAUUUGAAGGAAUCCUCCAACAGAUCAUGGAUGGCCAGAAAAGAGAAACACUAA
Messenger RNA from Microthlaspi erraticum, 300 nucleotides. Lineage: Eukaryota; Viridiplantae; Streptophyta; Magnoliopsida; Brassicales; Brassicaceae. The record is from the annotation of a GenBank genome assembly.